CGGCGCGCUGGGGGCGGGAGUGGAAUCAGGGCGUUCCAGUCGCUUCUCCCCGCUGUCCGGCGAACGGCCGGGGAGCGUCGUGUGGUACCCGGAGGAGGAGGGAGGACGGGCUGUUGAGGGGCUGUCUGAGCGCCUUUUGGCUCUGUCCCCAGGCAGCGGCGGUCGCCGCGGGGUCCAUGAGGCCCGGGCUCUCGGCUCGCCCCGGCUCCGGCAGCGCCCUGGUGCGGCGGCGGUGAGAUGGGGGGCAACCUGGGCUGCCACCGCUCCAUCCCCCGGGACCCUGCCGACCUGUGCCACAGCCGCAAGUUCAGCGCGGCGUGCAACUUCAGCAACAUCCUGGUCAACCAGGAGAGGCUCAACAUCAACACGGCCACCGAGGAGGAGCUGAUGACUCUGCCCGGGGUCACCCGAGUGGUGGCCCAGAACAUCGUGGAGUACCGCGAGUACAUCGGUGGCUUCAAGAAGGUGGAGGACUUGGCGCUGGUGAGCGGGGUGGGGGCGGCCAAGCUGGAGCAGGUGAAGUUCGAGAUCUGCGUGAGCAGUAAGGGCAGCUCGGCGCAGCAUUCGCCCAGCUCCCUGCGGAAGGACCCGGCCUCCGAGCACCACCUGUCCGCCACCAAGAUCAACAUCAACACCGCCACGCCGGCGCAGCUCAUGAGCAUCCGCGGCGUCACCGAGAAGAUAGCCAACAGCAUCGUGGACUACCGCAAAGAGCACGGGCCCUUCAAAAGUAUCGAGGACCUGGUGAGGAUGAACUGCAUCAAUUCCUCUUUCCUAGACAAAAUCCGGCAUCAGAUUUUUGCAGAGAGGUCCCGACCCCCUUCAACGAACACCAACGGCGGCCUCAACUUCACAGCCAAGCCUCAUCCCAGCCCCACUUCUCUCAGCCUCCAGAGUGAGGACUUGGAUUUUCCCCCUGGGGGCCCAACCCAGAUCAUCUCCACUCGCCCCUCUGUGGAGAUGUUCGGGGGGCUGAGGGAUGGCAGACCGGUGCUGAGGGUGGCUACGUGGAACCUGCAGAGCUGCUCCAUUGAGAAAGCCAACAACCCAGGCGUGCGGGAGGUCAUCUGCAUGACGCUGCUGGAGAACAGGUUCCUCUCCAUCUUGGAGGCCCUUCAGCUUGGUGGGGAUGCAGCGAGUUCUUCCUGAAAUGCCUUAGUCUGG
Molecule: messenger RNA, 1164 nt
Organism: Centrocercus urophasianus (Greater sage-grouse)
Lineage: Eukaryota; Metazoa; Chordata; Aves; Galliformes; Phasianidae
Product: endonuclease/exonuclease/phosphatase family domain-containing protein 1-like
Exons: 2
Coding region: 238-1149 (303 amino acids)
Biological process (GO): DNA repair
Cellular component (GO): plasma membrane
Molecular function (GO): DNA binding
Source: RefSeq, a predicted model, not a curated record